CGUCUGUCGUCAGUGUCAGUCAGCCACACGGAACGGAAAGACAUUCUACAAUCUACACUGUGUGUAAUUGCGAUUUGUGCAAUAUUUUAAAACAUCGUUGAAAGUUUUCCUUUGUUCAAACAUUUUAGGCAUCAAAAGUCAGUAGGCCUACUAUUCUUUUUAAUAACUCGAAUUUACUUUAAUUUCUGUGCGACGGACUUAGCCUAGUUCACUUCACCAAAGCUACAUGAUGAAGCAAGUCUCACUAUUUAUAUUUUCAAUUUUCAUCUUAGUUGGUUCUGCUUAUGAUGAGAACACAAUCGAGGAGGCAAAGAAGAAAGUCUCGGAGGGACUGGAUAUGCUACCAGACAAUGUGAAGGAAAUCAUUCCCAAAGGUUUGGACCCUGACAAAAUACCUUCUAUCGAGGAAGGAGAAGAUUUGCUCAAGGAAAGAUGUUUACGCUAUGGAACAAAUACAUCAUUCGAUCAAGCUAUGGCUGCCAAAGAAGAUUUACAAUUUUGCCUACGUGGACUGGUGAACACCACAGUAAUCAAGAAAGAGAUAGAACUAGCUAAACCUACUGGAGACCUGGACAUCGUCUUCAGAAAGUACUGCAGAAAGUCUCCUAUGCUGAGGAACUGUGUGACCAACUUCACAGAAGCAAUAGAGCCUUGCCUGAGUCCUGAGGAGCUCGGCACCAAACAGACCAUUACUAACAUCACAGACGCUCUCAUCAGCUUUAUCUGCUUCAAGGAGGGUGACCGGAUAGCAUUGUUCAUUGCCGAGGGAGGCCCAGAUUGCCUACAGAGCAAGUACGAGGACAUCGUACAAUGUCUCAACUCUACCUUCUCCAAGUACACACCCAAAGAAACCCUCAAUCCGGAGGCUUUAAAAGAUGAACUGCCGCAACUCAAGCUCGGUCAACCUGAGUGCAAUGAUAUAAAGAUCUUCCAAAAGUGUGUAGUCAAACAUUUGGAGCAGUGUUCCGAACCCACGCCUGCCAACAUCGUAGACAGCAUGUUCACAUUUGUCAAGAAGGUGACUCCAUGUCAGCAAUACGAGGUGAAGGCCGGAGCGAGCUCCACUCACACUAGCGUCGUCACCGUCGCCCUAGCUGCAGCAGCUUCUAUCCUCAUCUCCACACUACUGUAGAACAUAGCGUUUGUGUAGUUACUUGAUUGCUCAUGUAAUGUUUUUAUAAUGGUCCUCAAGAGACAUCUUGGGCCUGUAAAAAAAACAAUAACUAGCCACAACACUAGAAUGUGAUCUAAAAUGUUUAUUUUGAACAAAUUUUUGUAGUAAAUAUAGUUUUUAUUGUUUCCUUCUUUGUGUUAUACAUACAGUGCAUACAUUCAAAUGUGAAUUAUUAUUUUAGAAUGUGUUUUUUUAUUUGUUUACUUUACAAUAUGUUCUAUAAUAUUUGAACAAUAAAUGCCAUGCAAUACAACAAAGUAACUUUUGAGCCUUAAAAAUAGCUGUUAAGCACUACUGUCAACAAUAAAUUAUUUUAUAAUGUGAUCAAAAACGUUUAUUUUGAGCAAAUCGUUGAAGUAAAUAUAUUUUUUAAAUUGUUUUUGUUAUACAAUACAGUACAUACAGUCAAAUAUGAAUUAUUAUUUUUGUAUAGCAAAACUGUAUAGUUACUGUUGGGUAAGUUUGGCAAACAGAAUUAUGCAUCAUCAUCUCCUCUAUAAUUAUUGCUCUACAUUUUGAAAUGUAAGCACUAUUCAAUGAUCACAGUGGUGUUAGAAAGUAAACACACUUGUAAAAUGAAGCUGUAAUGGCUGAUAUUAAUCUGUUAUUAAGUUACGCACUGCUGUGAGUCGUCUCUCUCUUAUCCAGCCACCUUUCUUCAACCAACAUCAAUUUAAUCGGUCAUUGUCAAAACAUUGACAUCCUUAUAGAGUUUUUGAAAUGAUUUCUAGGGUAAAUCCAUCCAUCCAGCAAUGGUGAUCUGAUCGGAGCGUCAAUAUUUAGGUGUCUGAAUAAGAGGAAGACUACUAUAUGUGCAAAUUCUCUUGAAAUUAUUUCAGUAAACAUGUUUGCAACUAAGAUUGGUUAUGUAAGUUUAGUUGUUAAGUUUUUUUUAUUUACAAAUUGAAUCAACCAUCUAUCAACAUUCCUUACUGAUAAUACAGUUACCCACUCAUUAUAUUUAGGUUGAGGUGUCUUUUUUCAACGUGAUUUAAUAUCACUUUCACGCAUGUAGCCUAUCAUCAAGUAGACUAGUCAUUAACUUAUUUUUAUCACUUAUUUCAGUUUAUGGUUUGUUUUUCAUUCUAUUGUUACUGUAAACUUUUUAAUCAAAUUUAUGAUUACUUUUGUUAAAUUAUUUGGCCAUGGUUCAUAUUGGUAAAGAACAAUGAUUCAAGUGACAAAGGUGACCAAAAUUCAUAAUCUCUUCACAGUCUUGUAGGAUACAAACUACAGCUUGCUUCCUUUUUCUCCCUGUCUUUGAACAGCAUAAUAAUUAUUAACAAGUUUUGAGAUGUGAUCAGAGUCAUGUUUGUACGCAAAAUAAGUUUCUGCAACUAAAACAUUAUAAUUCAAAAUCCAAAGUAUACUAACAUAAUGUUAGUAUUUUUGUAUAAGAUAAAGACUUUAAAAUGUCCAAGAUUCAAUUGGUUGGCUUACAAAAUAUGCAAUCUGUUUUCAGUAAUCUUAGUUUCCAAUGUUGCCUUAAAAAUGUGUGUUUUGGUAUUUGAGGUGUUUAAUAUUCAAUUAAUGUUUACCCCACGAUUGAUUUUUGAAUCUUGUAAACUGAAGGAAUUUAAGAUUAGUGAGAUUUUUACUUUUUACUCCUCGUUGGAUAAGUUUCUUGUAAAGGGC
Messenger RNA from Macrosteles quadrilineatus (aster leafhopper), 2809 nucleotides. Its product is annotated as 27 kDa glycoprotein-like. The coding region runs from base 227 to 1132 and encodes 301 amino acids. The transcript has 7 exons. Lineage: Eukaryota; Metazoa; Arthropoda; Insecta; Hemiptera; Cicadellidae. The record is from RefSeq and is a predicted model, not a curated record.